Molecule: messenger RNA, 5752 nt
Organism: Doryrhamphus excisus (bluestripe pipefish)
Lineage: Eukaryota; Metazoa; Chordata; Actinopteri; Syngnathiformes; Syngnathidae
Product: vinculin
Biological process (GO): cell adhesion
Cellular component (GO): actin cytoskeleton
Molecular function (GO): actin filament binding; structural molecule activity
Source: RefSeq, a predicted model, not a curated record
GCUCAGUCAGUCAGGACGAGUUUGAUGGUUCUUCUCUGCCCCGGGUUGGUGACUGAGCGGGGGCGGAAAAAGUGACUGGAAAGCGGGCUUCAAGGCGAAGGCUGGAAGUUUAACCUUCUUUUUUUCUCGGAUAAAGCAGUCGCCAUGCCGGUGUUCCACACGAAGACGAUAGAAAGUAUCCUGGAGCCGGUGGCCCAGCAGAUAUCCCAUUUAGUGAUCAUGCAUGAGGAGGGCGAAGUGGACGGCAAGGCUAUCCCAGACUUGACGGCACCGGUGGCGGCCGUACAGGCAGCUGUGAGCAACCUGGUCCGGGUGGGGAAGGACACGGUCCAAACCACGGAGGAUCAGAUCAUGAAAAGGGACAUGCCACCAGCGUUCAUCAAAGUGGAGAACGCGUGCACGAAGCUGGUCAAAGCCGCGUCCAUGCUGAACGCCGACCCGUACUCGGUACCUGCUCGAGACUACCUCAUUGAUGGCUCUCGGGGGAUCCUCUCUGGGACUUCAGACCUUCUCCUGACCUUUGACGAGGCAGAGGUCCGCAAAAUAAUUCGAGUCUGCAAAGGCAUCCUGGACUACCUGACUGUUGCAGAGGUGGUGGAGUCCAUGGAGGACCUGAUCACGUACACAAAGAACCUCGGACCAGGUAUGACCAAGAUGGCCAAGAUGAUCGACGAGCGACAACAGGAACUGACUCACCAGGAGCACCGCGUCAUGCUGGUCAACUCCAUGAACACAGUCAAGGAGCUGCUGCCCAUACUCAUCUCAGGUAUCAAAAUCUUUGUGACCACAAAGACAUCUGGCAGCCAGGGCGUGGAGGAGGCCUUGAAGAACCGCAACUUCACCUUCGAGAAGAUGAGCGCUGAGAUCAACGAGAUUAUUCGAGUGCUGCAGCUCACAUCCUGGGACGAGGAUGCUUGGGCCUACAAGGACACAGAAGCCAUGAAACGAGCUCUGGACCUCAUUGAUUCAAAGAUGGCUCAGGCGAAGAACUGGCUCCGGGAUCCGAAUGCCCCCCCAGGGGACGCUGGCGAACAGGCCAUCCGACAGAUCCUCGACGAAGCCGGUAAAGUCGGGGAACUGUGCGCCGGUCGGGAACGUCGAGAUAUCUUAGCCACGGCUAAGACUUUAAGUCACAUGACCGACCAGGUGUCGGAAAUGAGGGCCAGAGGUCAAGGGGCGUCGCCGGCCGCCAUGCAGAAAGCCCAACAGGUUUCCCAAGGUCUCGACGUUCUCGCCGGAAAGGUGGAAAAUGCUGCUCGGAAGCUGGAAGCCAUGACUAACUCCAAGCAGGCCAUCGCUAAAAGAAUCGACACCGCCCAAAACUGGCUGGCUGAUCCCAACGCAGGUCCAGAAGGAGAAGACAACAUAAAGGCUCUUUUAAUGGAGGCUAAGAAGAUCGCCGACAUGUGCGAGGACCCCAAAGAACGAGAUGACAUCCUGCGGUCGAUUGCCGAGAUAGCAGCCAUGACCGCCAAGUUGUCUGACCUCAGAAGACAGGGCAAAGGCGACACCCCCGAAGCUAGAACGUUAGCGAAACAGAUCGCCACAGCUCUGCAGAACCUGCAGUCCAAGACCAACAAAGCGGUAGCCAACAGCAGGCCCGCCAAAGCAGACGUUCACUUAGAAGGGAAAAUCGAACAGGCUCAGCGAUGGAUCGACAAUCCCAAUAUGGACGACAACGGCGUCGGCCAGGCAGCCAUUCGUGGGCUGGUGGCUGAAGGCCGCAGGUUGGCGAACGCCCUCCCGGGUCCGUAUAGGCAGGAGCUUUUGGGAAAAUGUGAGCAGGUGGAGCAGCUUAUGGCGCAACUGGCGGACUUGGCCGCUCGAGGUGAGGGCGACUCCCCUCAGGCUCGUGCCGUGGCUCAUCAGCUACAGGAAGCCUUGAAGGACCUUAAAGGGAAAAUGCAAGAAGCGAUGACUCAGGAAGUUUCCGACAUCUUCAGUGACACCACCACCCCCAUCAAGCUGCUGGCGGUGGCCGCCACCGCCCCCCUGGACACGCCCAACCGGGAUGAGGUUUUUGAGGAGCGAGCCGCCAAUUUUUUGAACCACGCCAACAGGCUCGGCGCCACCGCGGAGAAGGCGGCCGCCGUGGGAACUGCCAACAAAAGCACGGUGGAGGGAAUCCAGGCGGCCGUAAAGUCGACGAGAGACUUGACGCCACAGGUGGUUUCCGCCGCUCGAAUCCUCCUGAGAAACCCCGGCAACCAGCCUGCUUACGAACACUUCGAGACCAUGAAGAAUCAGUGGAUUGACAACGUGGAGAAAAUGACAGGUCUGGUGGACGAAGCCAUCGAUACCAAGUCCCUACUGGAUGCCUCUGAGGAAGCCAUCAAGAAGGACCUGGACAAAUGCCGCGUGGCCAUGGCCAACCACCAGCCCCAGAUGUUGGUCGCCGGCGCCACCAGCAUCGCCCGCCGUGCCAACCGUAUCCUCCUCGUGGCCAAGCGCGAGGUGGAGAACUCCGAGGAUCCCAAAUUCAGGGAGGUGGUGAAGGCCGCGUCGGAUGAGUUGAGCCAAACGAUCUCGCCGAUGGUGAUGGACGCCAAAGCCGUGGCCGGGAAUAUUCAGGAUCCAAAUCUUCAAAAGGGUUUUCUGGAUUCUGGGUACAAGAUUCUUGGUGCUGUCGCUAAAGUAAGGGAGGCCUUCCAGCCUCAGGAACCAGACUUCCCACCACCUCCUCCUGAUUUAGACCAACUUAACCUUAACGACGAACCAGCACCCCCCAAACCUCCUCUUCCGGAAGGCGAGGUUCCUCCCCCCAGACCUCCUCCCCCAGAGGAGAAAGACGAGGAGUUCCCUGAGCAGAAGGCUGGCGACAUGGUCAACGAGCCCAUGAUGGUGGCCGCCCGGCAGCUCCACGACGAGGCCCGCAAGUGGUCCAGCAAGGGUAAUGACAUCAUCGGGGCGGCCAAACGCAUGGCUUUGCUCAUGGCCGAAAUGUCCCGAUUGGUGCGUGGCGGCAGCGGGAACAAACGCGCCCUCAUCCAAUGCGCCAAGGAUAUUGCCAAGGCUUCUGAUGAGGUCACGCGGCUGGCGAAGGAGGUGGCCAAGCAGUGCACGGACAAGCGGAUCCGGACAAACCUCCUCCAGGUAUGCGAGCGCAUUCCCACCAUCAGCACCCAGCUGAAGAUCCUGUCCACGGUCAAGGCCACCAUGUUGGGUCGCACCAACAUCAGCGAAGAAGAGUCGGAACAGGCGACCGAGAUGCUCGUCCACAACGCCCAGAACCUCAUGCAAUCCGUGAAGGAGACGGUCAGGGAAGCCGAAGCGGCGUCCAUCAAGAUCCGUACCGACGCAGGUUUCACUCUCCACUGGGUGCGGAAGACGCCGUGGUAUCAGUAAAAAAAACCAGGACCAAGCGCUUUCUCUACGUCUGUCCUCAUGGCGGACACUGAACGGACAGAUGUUGAGUCUCACAUCUUGGAAGGGUUGCUGGUUUUGUGUGGGAUCCUUACUAGGAAUGUGUGUAAAAAAAAAUGUGAUUUUUUUUUUUGGAAAAUCCUGGGAAUAUACAGUAUAUAUAUUUGGAUUAAAGCUUGGAUUUAUUAUAGUUUUUAGUUCACAUUCAGUUACUGACAUUUGGACAAGACCAUUUUAGACACACACUAGUUUUUUUUUGUCAUACUUAAAUCUCACACAAAUUUAAAUAUUAGUCAAAAACAACACAACUGAUAAAAAAUGCAUUUUUUUAAUAAUAAUAAUAAAAAAGUUUCAUUUAAAAACUGAUUUUUUUUUGUUCAGUUGUGUUGUCAUUGACUAAUAUUUAAAAAAAAUUAAGCGUAGGGAAAAAAAAAAGUAAUAAAGGGGGCAAACACUUUUUCACACAGUACAUAAUACCACUGUAGACUUAAACAUGACUUAAAGAUGAGACCGCUGUAAAAAAACCAUAAUAUAUGCAAUAUAUGAUACACAAUAGUCCACAAGACUAGUGUAGACCCACACAAGACUAAUACAGACAAGACAAGAUCGUAAACCGUCACAAGACUUCUAGACGAGUCCGUUGUAGACUGACACAAGGCUAUUUAUAAGCGAGACUAUUUUAGACCUACACCGGACUUGUAGACAGGACUAUUAUAGUCUGACACAAAACUGCUAUAGACAAGACUAUAGUGAACCUACACAAGACUAUUGUAGACCUGCACAAGACUAUUAUAGACCUGCGCAAAACUAUUAUAGAUGGCAAGAUUUAUAGAUAAGAAUAUUGUAGACCUACACAAGACAAUUAUAGACCUGCGCAAAACUAUUAUAGAUGACAAGAUUUAUAGAUAAGACUAUUGUAGACCUACACAAGACAAUUAUAGACCUGCACAAAACUAUUCUACAUGACAAGAUUUAUAGAUAAGACUAUUGUAGACCUACACAAAACUAUUAUAGACCUGCACAAAACUAUUAUAGAUGGCAAGAUUUAUAGACAAGACAAUUGUAGACCUGUACAAGACUAUUAUAGACGGCAAGACUAUUGUAGACCUGUACAAGACUAUUAUAGACGGCAAGACUAUUGUAGACCUACACAAAACAAUUAUAGACCUGCACAAGACUAUUAUAGAUGACAAGAUUUAUAGAUAAGACUAUUGUAGACCUACCAAGACAAUUAUAGACCUGCGCAAAACUAUUCUACAUGACAAGAUUUAUAGAUAAGACUAUUGUAGACCUACACAAGACAAUUUUAGACCUGCACAAAACUAUUCUAGAUGACAAGAUUUAUAGAUAAGACUAUUGUAGACCUACACAAGACUAUUGUAGACCUAAACAAGACAAUUGUAGACCUGCACAAAACAUUCUAGAUGACAAGAUUUAUAGACAAGAGUAUUGUAGACCUACACAAGACAAUUAUAGACCUGCGCAAGACUAUUAUAGAUGGCAAGUUUUAUAGACAAGACAAUUGUAGACCUGUACAAGACUAUUAUAGACGGCAAGACUAUUAUAGAUGGCAAGAUUUAUAGACAAGACAAUUGUAGACCUGUACAAGACUAUUAUAGACUGCAAGACUAUUGUAGACCUACACAAGACAAUUGUAGACCUACACAAGACUAUUAUAGACGAGACCAUUAUAGACCAACACAAGACUAUUAUAGAUUAAAUGAUUUAUGGACAAGACAAUUGUAGACCUGCACAAGACUAUUCCAGACCAGACAAUUGUAGACCUGCACAAGACUAUUCUAGACCAGACCAUUUUAGACUUACACAAGCCAAUUGUAGACCUGCCAAAACUGUUCUAGACAUGACUAUUGUAGACCUACAGUACAUAAGAAAAUUGUAGUCCUGCACAAGACCAUUAUAGCCAAGACUUCGAGAGUCUAGUCCUCCACAAGCACAUUGUAGACCUGCACAAGACUAUACUAGACCAACACUCGCUUCUGUCCGGUGACACUACUCUGUAUUAAAUAUAAACACUGUUCUGUUGGUUACAUUGUGGUGCAAUUUGACCUCAUUUCUGUUGCCAAAGACUUGUUUUGUUUUUUUGCUGUGACGUUAGACAAAUAACGACAGUAGAGAGACAGUUCUGAGAUUAAAAUCUGCCUUUUUCGACAAAGCAAAAAUAAAAAUGUUACCGACACAAAAAACAAAAAUCGCACAACCAGUGUGCCUUUGCAAUAGAAUUUUUUUAUUUUUUUUUGUCUUUGCACAAGCAAAAUAAAUAAAGUUUCACCUGCCUCGCUAUGCAAAUAAUGUAGUCAGAGAUCAUACUAAAGUGAAGAUGCACCCCCAUGUUUACUAUAUUGUAAUAAAGCAUUUUAUAGCACUUGAA